AUGAGCAGUGGGCUCUCCGGAUAUGACCUUCCUCCUGACGGAGCACCGAUUCAAGUGGUCACCUCAAUAGUCCUGAUUACCGUCGUCAACCCGAUUCCUACUGCCACAGCAACACCCUAUCUCACUGACUCUACUGCGGUACUAACCAAUAGUACUAUCCCCAUCCGCGAUGCACCUACCACCAAUGAUAUCCCACUCCAAGUCACAAACUCGGUUUCACUCGUUGCAUGUAUUCUAGUGAUAGGGACAUAUUUUAUCUUCCUUCGCCAGAACCAGCGGAUUAUGGAGCGUCCUUCACUCGUGCUUGCUGUUUCAAUGGCCGCUGCAGACGCCGUCCUCCAUGCGAUAAACCUCUUUGGAUACACUGACCUGAAAGGCUUUGCGUGUGCUUUUUGGGGAGGCUUCUUCUAUGCAUUCCCCACCCUCAUUUCCAUCUUCUACUCCUUUUGCAUCGCCCUCAACACUCAACUCGUCUUUGUAUUCUCCAAGCGUCCAGGAUGCACGACACUCAAGUAUUACAUCUUCCUGCCCAUCAUCGUUUCCGCCUUCAUCUGCAUCCCCGCGCUCAGCGCCGGAGUAUAUGGCUACGAUGCAAACUACGACUUUUGCUGGUAUGCAUCGGACGGAAUACAUCAACGCAAGGUUGUCAUAAGCUAUAUGCUGACGUUUGGGAUAUGGUGUCUGGCCGUCACGGUGUACUUGGUAAUAGCCGCAGUUACGAUCAUUUGGGUCGUCUUCUCCAAGACCUCCGAGUUGAACUACCUGGCUACAUCGCUUCCUUGGAGUAUAGACUCCACUGCGUCUAGUACGCAAUUCGAAUCAGCGCCUGAUGAUGAUGCAAACUUCUCCAUUCAUGCAUCUCGCGGGCACUCCAGUACAUCCGCCUCUGAUGGUUCCCCUUCAGAUACCUCUCAUCAGAUGUCAAUUGGACACUCUAGCCCCGCCAUUAGAGACGGUCUAGGUAUGGCGGAUGAUCAAUUGCCUCGCCUCUUUGGGCCUACACCGUUGAUAAUUGGAGAUGCGGCGUUCAAUCAAUCAGAGAAUGUGUCGGAGCCGAUUUCACCAAUCGCAUGGGUCAAUUUCUGGUCAAAUUUCAUGCGCGGCUCGUCAGCGACUCACGGUGGGUCAGCAUCCCAGUCAUCCCAACGUCCUACACUCCUACGACGUUCGCUGGCCAUGCGGGCUCUUGCGAUGCGAUUGCUCGGAUACAUAUUCAUACCGGCAAUCUGCAUUCUUCCAAGUGUCAUUCAGGACAUUUUCUACAGAGUAUACCCUCGAGCCGCCUCUGGAGUUCCAGACAAUGUGGCGAGAAUGCUCGCUACACUCAAUGGCCUGGUCGGACUUUUCAACGCCAUAUUGUUCUCACUGGAUCCGGCAUUGUUGGCACUGUAUCAUGAAAUGGAGGUGGAGAGCGAGGAGCAGAACGCGACGUAUCGCUCUGAUGAAACGUAUCAAGGUAUCGAGAUGGUACCCAUUAGAUCGGCGUACUUCACCGCUCUCGAGUAG
Messenger RNA from Serendipita indica DSM 11827, 1506 nucleotides. The record is from the annotation of a GenBank genome assembly. NCBI's taxonomy places the organism in Eukaryota, Fungi, Basidiomycota, Agaricomycetes, Sebacinales, Serendipitaceae.